CAGCUUUGGCUGUGGCCCGUAAAAAGGCGACGCACACGUAACAGUCCAAAAACGAACGCGCAACGAAAAAGUACAACAAAACGCGCUUUACCAUUAUAAUAAAUAAAUUCCUCCCUCGCAUUGUUGUUGUUAUUUUAACGAAUUUUUUUUCUUAAUUUUAUAUCGCGACCUUAGUUGCUUAGUAGAAGCGUACGUGUGCACAGGAAGCAGGCGGGUGCUAAAAGCGACUUAGUUCACCACCACCACCACCACCACUAGUAUUAACGAACGCAAUUUGAAACGAAAAUAAGAGUGAAGUGUCGUAAUUUUAAUAUUGCCCCUGAUAAAUUGUCGCACGAUAAUUUGAAUUUUAUGCUCCGCGUGUUAUUACCAAACUUUAUAAAUCUACAUAUUCACACAGGAUUGCGGCAGCAGUAUUGUCCGGGAUAUAUUGGUCAAUUGUAAUUCGUGCUGACAAACAGGUGCAAUAUGGCGGCGGGUGGCUACGGCGGUUACGGCAAUAGAAAUCAUAUUAAAAAUUUCGGCUGUCUGCGUACGAUUGUGCUAUGGGCGGCAAUACUCAGUUUGCUUCAGUCGCUGAUAUGGAUGGGUCUCACCAUAGUCGGCAUUAUCGCAUACACCUGCAAUAUGCCUAUUAAUUCACUAUUCACCUAUGGUUCUCUGAUGCAAUACGCCUUCUACACGCUUUACUUUAAAGGCGGUUGCAUUCCCGCCGACUAUCAGCAAUUCGAUCAUACAAUGUUGGAAUCGGUGCAAACAGUGCUCUCGCCAGAGGAUAUACUCAUUUGGAAUUGCGUGUAUCUAGCGGUGGCGUUUUGCUGGUUCAUCACAUCGUUGCUGUUGUUGGCAUUGGUGAGAAAGGACAACAUUACCCACACCAGCGCCGCCAUUUACAGCUGGAUCGUGACGAUAUUGUGCAUAAAUCUGAUGGACUUGGCGUUGGGCAUUAUAUUUGGCAUUGAUUACGGCAAUUUCAAUAGCGCUGCUUACAAUUACAAUUUGUCCAGCAUGAAUGCGGGCGCAAUCGAACCACAGGCAGCGCAAUUGGUCGCUGGUGGAGUAGCAGCGAUUUCUUUGAUGAUCAUCUCAUUCAAGGGCUUCGUUUUGUGGCUGAUCAAUGUCGGUCUAAUGUGUUAUCUGCUAAAACUUGUCAUUGAAAUUGCCUACGAUAAGGACACCAAUGAUACUUUAUUCAUGCCACCCAUGACAGAUAAGGACUCAGAUGACAUCAUUUCUAACCGACCGCCGAUUAAGGCCUACGAAGAAGAUAUCACAACCAAAAUAUACACGAAUGACGCCUUUGUGCCGGACAGUCGUUCUGUGGUCACCGUCGAACUGAAUCAGGAUGCGCUGGCGCGUGCCGCACGCAUGUCUACCGAUAUUAUGUCGCAGGGACCGCGCUUCCGUAAUGUGGACGCUUUCCAACAGUAUCCACCACAACGUUUUAGCAACAAUAACAAUAAUAUUGCACUAAAUAACAACAACAACAAUAAUUUCGUCAAACAAGUUUCAAUAAAGGAAACAGCAACAACACCGGAUGUCAUAUCACCCUAUCCGGUACCGGACUACACACCACCAAUGUCGCGCUCCGCUAACGGUAUAAUACGCAAUCAACGUUACCAAUGAGGAAGUGUGGGUUGCAAAUGACGUAAGCUCGAAGUAACUGCAUAUCUCUUCAUUGCGUUAAUUUUAAAUUAGCUUAAAUUAAGUGCCAUCCAUUAGCUUCAUUCCGUUAUAGCAAUUUACCAUAAAUAUGUUUAUAGAGUGCUGCUCAGCGUUCGUUUAAAGUAGAACGCCGCCAUUGCAUUUCGCUCUCUAAUUCUGACUCAGCUUUUACAUAUCAUCGAUCCGGUAUUAGCUCCCUCAAACACUUUUGUUUUUAAAUUCACUUGUUUUUCCUCAGCAAAUCAUAGCUUAACUUAUAUAGAUACAUAUAUAUAUAUAUAUAAAUACAAACAAAACGCAACAAUGUACUUAUUUUUAGAAUGUAUUUAAUUGUAUAUUUUUAUUUAUUCAAUUGUAAAUAAUAAAUAUACGCUAUUGUAAAUACUUAAAAGACAAAAACAAAA
Messenger RNA from Zeugodacus cucurbitae (melon fly), 2069 nucleotides. RefSeq lists its product as uncharacterized. Bases 469 to 1626 code for a protein of 385 amino acids. The transcript is spliced from 6 exons. The record is from RefSeq and is a predicted model, not a curated record. Lineage: Eukaryota; Metazoa; Arthropoda; Insecta; Diptera; Tephritidae.